Messenger RNA from Racocetra persica, 303 nucleotides. The record is from the annotation of a GenBank genome assembly. Lineage: Eukaryota; Fungi; Glomeromycota; Glomeromycetes; Diversisporales; Gigasporaceae.
CAGGACUCUCAAGACAUAAAAAUUCUAAACAUAAUGAUUAUAACACACCUUCUAUUCAACAUUAUGUUUUGCCAGAAAAUGCUAUAAACGAAUGGAAGAAAAUGUUAGUAUAUACUAUUCAUAAACGGCUUCCCCUUGCUUUUCGAAAAACUGAAAAGCAAGUAAUUAAAUUUCCAUGUAUAGAAGGACCUAAUGCAUAUCAAAAUAUUAGUUCAAUAUUAGAUGAUCAAUGUUGGGGUGUACGACACUAUAAAUGUAACCAGAUUUCUUAUGUUGUAUUGUUUAUUCAAACAACUAUUGAGA